UGCUCUUGCAUGGGGCUGAGUUCCCUCCCUGUUGGUUGUUUGGCCUGAGGCAACCCAGCACUGCAGCCUGCAGGCUCUUUGGUGGGGCUAAUGGUGGACUCUGGGAGGGCUCACGCCAAGGAGUACUUCCCAGAACUUCUGCUGCCAGUGUCCUUGUCCCUGUGCUGAGCCACAGCCACCCCCGCCUCUGCAGGAGACCCUCCAACACUAACAGGAACCACAGGUUGCUGAGCCAGGAGGAGCCACAUCAGGACCUGACCAAGAAGACUGCACAUCACCCAGAAAUCUUGAACUUGGAGCAAUAACCACAUGAGUUGCUGUGGGGUUUCCCUCUGGGAAGGGGAUUGUGCAAUUCUUAUUGAUCUAUCUUCAAGUUUACUGAAGAUUUUUGCAUCUGUUCAUGAGAGAAAAUACAGAUGGGUGAAGAAACAGAGACAGAGAAUGGUGUUUAAUCUUCACUUCUUGAGACUUCUGGUUUUAGCUGUGACGUGUCAAGAGCUUGGAAGUCAUCACUCUUACCCUUACAUCAAGAAAAAAUAUUUAGAAGGCAUGGACCAUACUAGCAACCAACUCAUCCUAAUGAGCAAUUUAUACUACACACCAACCAAUGAUAGCAAAAGAUGCAAUAUUUUCAAGUGCAGGUAGAAUUUACAAAGAAAGUACAUCUGCUGGGCCAUAAAACAAAUCUCAGUACAUUUUAAAGGACUGAAAUAUGUUAGACUGUCUUCCAUUUUAUGGAUUAUCAAAAAAUCUAAGCUUACCCUUCAUCAUCCAAAGAGUCUCAAAGUCCAAAAAACUAUAGUAACUCUUCAUCCAGAAAAAAAAAAGACAAACUCAUAAAUAUAUUUCCUAGUUCAUGAAAACAAUGCUACUAAGAAGCUAUUUCUCUAGUUUCCUUUUCAAUUUCUUAAAGUUGCACCAGCUUUCCUUUAAACUCUGUUUAUGACAAGGGAACAAAAUAAUAAUUUCACUCUCGUAUAUAACUAAAUUAAGAGAAAACUCCAAGAGGCUAAGAGGUUGCCUGUUGCUAUAGGACUAUAUAACACUGAAAAUCAAAUACCUGGUCAUCCAGGAAAAGUGCCAAGAUUUCAGGUAGGCAUACCUGACUGCUAGGAGAGAGACCUAAUAGUAAACUAAUUAGAAUCCAUGUUAACAAGUAAAGGUUCAAGUGCAGUCUGUUAUGUAGAAGCUUCUUAUCCCUGCGGGAGCUGAUAGAGAGGAAAAAUACCUGGCUUCAGGACACUGACACCAACAUCCAUAACAGAAUUAGUACACUCUCGGUGAGGCCAAAGAGGAGCCCCUCUCAACUCUGUGAGGAGAAGUUAGAAGAGGAAUGGUAUCAAGGAGCAAGAUGAGAGUGAUGUGGGGACCGUGAACGCUCAACCUUGGGAAACCAACAUGUCUGACAAAAGUGACUUAAAAGCUGAGCUAGAGCGCAAAAAACAGCGCUUAGCACAGAUAAGAGAAGAGAAGAAACGGAAGGAAGAGGAGAGGAAAAAGAAAGAGAUCUUUGCUGUUACAUAUGCAGUCUUGAGUGAAGUAGAGGCUGAUAUGCAGCAGAAGAAAGAACCAGUUCAGGAUGACUCUGACCUGGAUCGCAAACGCCGAGAGACAGAGGCUUUGCUGCAAAGCAUCGGGAUAUCGCCGGAGCCCCCUCUAGUGCAGUCGCUGCAUUUUUUAACAUGGGAUACCUGUUAUUUUCAUUAUUUAGUCCCAACCCCUAUGUCUCCCUCCUCGAAAUCAGUGAGCACUCCCAGUGAAGCUGGAAGCCAAGACUCAGGCGACCUGGGACCAUUGACAAGGACCCUGCAGUGGGACACAGACCCCUCAGUGCUCCAGCUGCAGUCAGACUCAGAACUUGGACGAAGACUGCAUAAGCUGGGUGUGUCGAAGGUUACCCAAGUGGAUUUCCUGCCCAGGGAGGUAGUGUCCUACUCCAAGGAGACCCAGACUCCUCUGGCUACACAUCAGUCCGAAGAGGAUGAGGAUGAUGAGGAAAUGGUAGAACCUAAAGUUGGCCAGGAUUCAGAACUGGAAAAUCAAGACAGAAAACAGGAGGUGAAGGAAGCUCCUCCAAGGGAGCUGACAGAGGAAGAAAAACAGCAGAUCCUUCACUCAGAGGAAUUUCUCAUCUUUUUUGAUCGGACAAUACGGGUAAUUGAAAGAGCGCUGGCAGAAGACUCCGACAUCUUCUUUGACUAUAGUGGUCGAGAGUUAGAGGAAAAAGAUGGGGAUGUCCAGGCUGGAGCCAACCUUUCUUUCAGUCGUCAGUUCUAUGAUGAGCAUUGGUCCAAGCACCGAGUAGUCACUUGUAUGGACUGGUCUCUCCAGUACCCCGAGCUGAUGGUCGCUUCCUACAACAACAACGAAGACGCUCCCCAUGAACCAGAUGGAGUGGCCUUGGUUUGGAACAUGAAGUUUAAGAAAACCACACCAGAGUACGUCUUCCACUGUCAGUCCUCUGUGAUGUCAGUCUGCUUUGCUCGUUUCCAUCCCAAUUUGGUAGUUGGUGGGACUUACUCGGGCCAGAUUGUCCUGUGGGAUAAUCGCAGUCAUCGGAGGACGCCAGUCCAGCGGACACCCUUGUCGGCUGCUGCACACACACAUCCCGUGUACUGUGUAAAUGUUGUUGGGACCCAGAAUGCUCAUAACCUCAUCACUGUCUCUACCGAUGGUAAAAUGUGUUCCUGGAGCCUGGACAUGCUCUCCACUCCACAGGAGAGCAUGGAGCUGGUGUACAAUAAGUCCAAGCCUGUGGCUGUUACCGGAAUGGCUUUCCCAACGGGAGACGUCAAUAACUUCGUGGUUGGCAGCGAGGAGGGUACAGUCUACACGGCCUGUCGUCAUGGAAGCAAAGCAGGUAUUGGGGAAGUCUUCGAAGGCCACCAAGGGCCAGUGACAGGAAUUAACUGCCACAUGGCAGUGGGCCCAAUCGACUUUUCACACCUGUUUGUCACGUCGUCUUUUGACUGGACCGUCAAACUGUGGACCACAAAGCACAACAAGCCGCUCUACUCCUUUGAAGACAAUGCAGACUAUGUGUACGAUGUCAUGUGGUCCCCCGUGCAUCCCGCGCUCUUUGCCUGCGUGGACGGGAUGGGGCGCUUGGACCUCUGGAACCUCAACAAUGACACCGAGGUUCCAACAGCAAGUGUGGCCAUUGAGGGGGCAUCCGCCCUAAACCGUGUUCGUUGGGCUCAAGGUGGCAAAGAAGUUGCCGUUGGGGACUCAGAAGGCCGUAUUUGGAUCUAUGACGUCGGAGAGCUUGCAGUUCCCCACAAUGAUGAGUGGACCCGAUUUGCCAGGACCCUCGUGGAGAUUCGUGCGAACCGAGCUGACAGCGAGGAGGAAGGCCCCGUUGAGUUAUCUGCCUAGUGGAAAUGAGCCGUCCCCACCUUGACCUUCUAGAGCUCAGCAUCUGCAGUCAUCAAGUCCGCUUGUAUUCAGUGUCCAUUCAGUAUCAGUAUUGCCGUGACCCUUUGGGUGCUAUGUUGUGCCAGCUUUGCUCCAAGUAUUCCAGAUGUAUACUGUCCACUGACCUGAAAUUCACCAGAGCAUUUCUAUCUUUAUAUUUCUGUCUCAAAAAUGGGGGUGGGGAGGUGGGAGCCUUUUUGGGUUGAGUUGUUGCCUUUUAACUACUUAGUAGCUGUAUUUAAUAGCUGGAAACCUCUGGUUAAAUUUGUGCUUACACGCACUUCUGGCAUAGUCCUAUUAAAUCCAUAUGAAGCCAGAUAUGAUUAGGUGCAGAUGUGGUGUCAUGCUAUGGUACAGGGCCAAAGACUUGAGAUGUGGCGUUUUACACGGUGACUCACAUUAUGAAUGGAUUUACUAGAAGAACAUUGCUGCUCCUUAUUUAUUGUGGUGUGCUGCAUGGAACAUAUUUAUUUGAAAGCAUUAAAAUAAACGAUCCUAGAGCAUGUGCAUAAUGAGAGGACUGCAUUGUCUCUCUGUUGCUGUUGAGGUUACAUUAAGUUCCAAAUAACAAUUACAGUAUGCCGGUUCCACUGAGGACAUGAAAUCUUUAGAGGUUUGUUGCAGUGAAUGGAAUGAAUUUUAAUGCCUAUUAUUUCUAGGUACUUUAACAAUAUUUCAAAUAUAGUUGAUCAUUGAUAUUUGUCAUUCAAGCUAACCCAGUCUGACAAAAGUCUGUGGUUCCUAAAUAUGACACCAGUAUUGCCAAUAAAAUGUUCCAAA
Messenger RNA from Physeter macrocephalus (sperm whale), 4194 nucleotides. It is a transcript of the gene DYNC1I1, whose product is annotated as dynein cytoplasmic 1 intermediate chain 1. Gene Ontology annotation, molecular function: dynein light chain binding; dynein heavy chain binding. Gene Ontology annotation, biological process: transport along microtubule. The record is from RefSeq and is a predicted model, not a curated record. Gene Ontology annotation, cellular component: cytoplasmic dynein complex. The transcript has 22 exons. NCBI's taxonomy places the organism in Eukaryota, Metazoa, Chordata, Mammalia, Artiodactyla, Physeteridae. Bases 1399 to 3375 code for a protein of 658 amino acids.